AUGUCUGCCUAUGACAUCUUUCAGCGCAAACCUCGGUUUCUUUUCACUUCCUUCACUUUCCCUGCGAGUGGCUCUAGUGCUGGAGCAAAAUCAACGCCGCUCGCAAACCUCUUCAAAUCAAAGCCUCUCGCCCCGUUACUUGUAGCUGCGCCCCCUCCCCGGGCCCCUGCAUCAGGCGGAGUGAAGCCAACGUUCAAUAUCCUACACUUCCUUCCGCUCUCCUCAACCCGUUUCCUCGCACUCGUUCCUAUGCAAUCGAAUAGCUUUGCCAUCGCCUGUCUAUCCGGUAUAGGCCGCCUCUUGCACGUUCCCGUUAACGAAGUCACCCCAAUCCUCGGACCAGGGGUUGCCAUAUGA
Messenger RNA from Marasmius oreades (fairy-ring Marasmius), 357 nucleotides. RefSeq lists its product as uncharacterized. The record is from RefSeq and is a predicted model, not a curated record. The transcript has a single exon. Bases 1 to 357 code for a protein of 118 amino acids. Lineage: Eukaryota; Fungi; Basidiomycota; Agaricomycetes; Agaricales; Marasmiaceae.